Molecule: messenger RNA, 585 nt
Organism: Ascochyta rabiei
Lineage: Eukaryota; Fungi; Ascomycota; Dothideomycetes; Pleosporales; Didymellaceae
Exons: 1
Coding region: 1-585 (194 amino acids)
Molecular function (GO): FAD binding
Source: RefSeq, a predicted model, not a curated record
AUGCCUCACAACGAGGUGCAGAAGACAACAUGGCAGAACGCAUCGCGAGCAGGGCAGCAGAAACAGGAAGAGCUAGUAAGACAGGAUUUUGCGGACGCAGGAUGGCAGGCAGAGAGGCUCCUCAAUGCGAUGAGCAAGGCGCCGGACUUCUACUUCCAGGCCAUCCAGCAGAUCAAGAUGACCGAGUGGAGCAACAACCGCGUCGUCUGUCUUGGAGAUACUGCGUAUGCGCCUACGCCGCUGAAAGGCAUGGGCACGAGUCUGGCGCUACUUGGAGGCUACCUGCUUGCUGGCGAGCUGGCACAGCUUGAGCAUGCCGAGCAUCCAGGCAAGGCGUUGGAAGCGUAUGAGAAAGCGUUCCGCCCGUUUGUUGAGAAGACGCAACAGAUUCCAAAUGUUGUGCCAGGCAUAGCCCAUCCGGAUACCGCAUGGAAGAGAUGGCUGCUUGAAACGGCAAUAUCGACGAUGGUCAGAGCAGUGAAUUCACCGUUGUUCGUUAAGCUGAUCGGUGGGGCCAAAACCGCAGAAGAGAACGAUGAUGGGUUCCAGUUGCCGCAGUACGAGAGUCUUGAUCGAGUGCUUUAA